Messenger RNA from Scomber scombrus (Atlantic mackerel), 8167 nucleotides. It is a transcript of the gene synj1, whose product is annotated as synaptojanin 1. Gene Ontology annotation, biological process: phosphatidylinositol dephosphorylation; synaptic vesicle endocytosis. The record is from RefSeq and is a predicted model, not a curated record. The transcript has 31 exons. The coding region runs from base 291 to 5333 and encodes 1680 amino acids. NCBI's taxonomy places the organism in Eukaryota, Metazoa, Chordata, Actinopteri, Scombriformes, Scombridae. Gene Ontology annotation, molecular function: phosphatidylinositol-4,5-bisphosphate 5-phosphatase activity; nucleic acid binding.
GCUAGACGAGAACAUUUUGUGACUUUCCGCGUUUUUAUCAUUUCGCAAAAUCUUAAUUGUACAUUAACGGGUAUUUGAAUUAUACAUGUGAAACAUUUGUUUGUGAAAUUUGCGAAAUGUCGAUAUUAAAACCAUAGACGUCUACCUUUUCACUACGGUGACGUGACGUGCCUUGCGUCGGACUGUACCAUUCUGUCACCUACAACGGGAAAGAUUUUGUUGUGACAGCGGAGUAACAACCCGGCGGGGGUAGACGAUCAUAACAUAGGUGACUGUAUCUUGGAUGAACAAUGGCUUUCAGCAAAGGUUAUCGCAUUUACCACAAGUUGGACCCACCCCCCUACAGUGUCAUAGUGGAGACAAGGACCAAGGAUGAAUGCCUCAUGUUCGAGUCGGGGGCUGUCGCAGUCCUGUCGGCAGCAGAGAAAGAGGCCAUCAAAAACACAUACAGCAAGAUCGUUGAUGCCUAUGGAAUCCUGGGCGUCCUCCGCCUAAACCUGGGUGAUUCCAUGCUCCACAGUCUUGUAGUUGUGACAGGAUGCAGCUCUGUGGGGAAGGUGCAGGACUCUGAGGUUUUCAGGGUCACACAGACAGAUUUUAUAUCACUAAAGAAUGAUCCGGGAGAUGAAGACCGGAUUUCUGAGGUGCGAAAGGUCCUGAACUCGGGACACUUCUACUUCGCGUGGUCUGCCACUGGAAUCAGCAUGGAUCUGAGCCUCAACGCACAUCGCAGGAUCUUAGAAGACACUACAGAUAACCGCUUCUUUUGGAACCAAUCUCUUCACCUGCACCUGAAACACUAUGGUGUGAACUGUGAUGACUGGCUAUUGAGGCUGAUGUGUGGAGGUGUGGAGAUCAGGACCAUUUAUGCAGGACACAAACAGGCCAAGGCCUGCACCUUUUCCCGCCUCAGCUCUGAGCGAGCUGGCACACGAUUCAACGUCCGGGGAACAAAUGAUGAUGGACAGGUGGCCAACUUUGUGGAGACUGAACAGGUUAUUUUCCUGGAUGACAGAGUAUCAUCCUUCAUACAGAUCCGUGGGUCAAUUCCUCUUUUCUGGGAACAGCCAGGAAUCCAGGUUGGCUCUCAUCGUGUCAAACUCUCAAGGGGAUUUGAGGCGAAUGCGCCAGCGUUUGAAAGACACUUCGCUGCUCUGCGGAGUUUGUACGGCAAACAAGUGAUCAUCAACCUGCUUGGGAGUAAGGAAGGGGAACACAUGCUCAGCAAAGCCUUUCAGAGUCACUUGAAGGCAUCUGAGCAUGCAGCAGCAGUGAAAAUGGUUAACUUCGACUACCAUCAAAAUGUGAAGGGGGGGAAAGCAGACAAACUCCACAGUAUCCUUAAACCCCACGUCAGCAAAUUCUUAGAAGAUUGCGGGUUCUUCUACUACUCAGGAGAGACAGGCAUUGCAAGGACUCAGGGCGGGACCAUCAGAACCAACUGCCUGGACUGUUUGGACAGGACCAACAGUGUCCAGGCUUUCUUUGCCCUUGAGAUGCUGCCAAAGCAGCUGGAGGAAAUGGGUCUGACAGAGAAACCGCAGCUGGUGGCCAGAUUCCAGGAGGUUUUUAGGACCAUGUGGUCUGUCAACGGAGACUCCGUCAGUAAGAUCUACGCCGGCACCGGCGCCCUGGACGGGAAGGCAAAGGCGGGGAAGUUAAAAGAUGGAGCUCGUUCUGUGACAAGGACCAUCCAGAACAACUUCUUCGACAGUUCGAAGCAAGAGGCCAUUGACAUCCUGAGGCUGGGCUCCACACUCAACAGUGAUCUGGCAGACAAAGCUCGGGCCUUGCUCACUACUUCCAGUCUUUACGCCUCCCCUAGAGUAUUGCUGGGAAUGUGUCAGAACUUCCAUAAAUACACGCGACCCAAACAGAUCCGGGUGUGUGUCGGCACCUGGAACGUCAACGGGGGUAAACAGUUUCGCAGCAUCGCCUUCCGCAACCAGACACUCAACGAUUGGCUAUUGGAUGCUCCAAAGAAGGCGGGGCAUCCUGAGUUCCAAGACAGCAAAGCCAACCCCAUAGAUAUCUUCGCCAUUGGCUUUGAAGAAAUGGUUGAAUUGAACGCUGGAAACAUUGUCAGCGCCAGCACCACUAACCAAAAACUGUGGGCAGCUGAGCUACAAAAAAACCUCUCGCGGGACCACAAGUAUGUGCUACUUGCUUCAGAGCAGCUGGUGGGGGUUUGUCUGUUCGUUUUCAUCCGUCCACAGCACGCACCCUUCAUCAGGGAUGUUGCUGUAGAUACAGUAAAAACUGGAAUGGGCGGAGCUACAGGCAAUAAAGGAGGUGUGGCCAUCCGCCUGCUGUUCCACACCACCAGCAUCUGCUUCGUCUGCUCUCACUUCGCUGCCGGCCAAUCACAGGUCAAGGAGAGGAACGACGACUACAACGAGAUCACACGCAGACUCACCUUCCCUAUGGGUCGUCUGCUGUACUCACAUGAUUACGUGUUCUGGUGUGGAGACUUCAACUAUCGAAUCAGCCUGCCUAAUGAGGAAGUAAAAGAGCUAAUCAAACAACAGAACUGGGACGCCUUGACAGCUGGGGACCAGUUGUUCGAUCAGAAGAAUGCUGGUUUGGUAUUCCGUGGAUUUAUCGAGGGGAAGUUGGAUUUUGCUCCGACCUAUAAGUAUGACCUCUUCUCAGAGGAUUACGACACCAGCGAGAAGUGCCGCACACCAGCCUGGACUGACCGCAUACUGUGGAAGAGAAGAAAGUGGAAUUUUGAGCAAACAGCUGAGGAGAUGAAUGUAGUCGGAGCAGCUUCUACAUCUGGGGAGAGUGAGGAUGAUCCAGACAACCCCUGGAGCCCUGGGACUCUGAAGUACUACGGCAGGGCUGAGCUCAAGACCUCAGACCACAGGCCUGUGGUGGCAGUAAUGGACGUGGACAUCCUGGAGGUCGACCCGGAGGCUCGGCACCAGGUCUACAAAGAUGUCAUCGCCCUACAGGGGCCUCCGGAUGGUACUAUCCUGGUGUCGCUGUGCUCCUCCGGUCCCGACGACUAUUUUGACGAUGCACUCAUCGAUGAGCUGCUGGACAAGUUUUCUCAUUUUGGCGAAGUCAUCCUCAUCAGGUUUGUUGAGGAGAAGAUGUGGGUGACCUUUCUGGAGGGUUACUCUGCUCUGGCUGCUCUGUCUCUCAGCGCUUCCACUGUCCUUGGUAAGGUGAUUGACAUCCGUCUAAAGAGUCCCGGCUGGAUUAAGAGUCUGGAGGAGGAGAUGAGUGUGGAUAGGAUCUGUGGAAGCAUUCCCACCUCGGCCAGCUCCACCCUGCUUGCAGAGGACACAGACAUGGGCGACGAUGAUUAUGAUAUGGAAGGUGAUGUGGAUGAGGAGGUGGAGGAGAUCCUUCCUCAGCACCUGCAGCCUGGAGCAGGCUCCGGCCCUGGAUCCUCCCCUCUUCCCUCUCCCCGCAGUAGCCCUUGUCCCUCCCCUACACACGGAGAACCCACAGCCCCCAGCAGGCCCAGCCGCUCGGCCCAACCCUCCCGACCGUCACAAGGGCCUCCUUUUGACUUCCAGCCUGGUGCACCUACAUCUCUAGCCCUGGAGCCCAAACGCCCACCUCCCCCUCGUCCCAACGCGCCCCCAGCCAGACCAGCACCCCCUCAACGUCCACCACCACCUUCAGGAGGCAUGAGCCCCCUGCCAGUUAGAAAGGACUCUGGAGACUGUGGUGUGUGUCCCAGCCCACUGCUUGAUAGGAGAGGCAGUGAAGGAGUGUACUGGCCAGGACCAAAAAGCCCUGCUCUUCCUCGUCCAGACGCUGCAGGUCGAGGUCAGGCAGGAGCUCCUGGAGCUGGAGGUGUUCCCAGACCAAACAUCCCUCCUAGAGCUGGGGUGAUCAGUAUUCCUCCUCAGUCUCGUCAACUUCCUCCAUCUCACCCUGGAGCACCCAGACCCAUCCAAGAGGUGCAUCCUGGGGCCCCUCGACCCAUUCCAGAUACCCACCCAGGAGCACCACGACCUGUGACCAAACCAACUGACCUGCCUCUUGGUCCUCCACCCUCAGGGCCACCCGCUGCAGUGAGACCACAGGUUCCAUCACCCAUGCAGCCACCCACGCAGCCCCAACAAGCUGCCCCUUCUGUUCAGUCCCAACUCCCUGCACCAAUGCAACCCACACUUCCAGCUCCAAUCUACCCACAGCAAGCUCCUCCUGCCUCCACUGCUGCUGCGGCCCCCGCUGGGCCUCCACAGGGUCUAGCCUCUCCCAAACCCCCACCACGUUCCCGCUCCUCUCAUGCUUUGCCACCUGAUGCUGCCAAGUCUGAGACAGCAGCCCCAGCCACUCAGACGAAUGGACUGAAUGGUAUACAAGGAGAAGCACAAUGGAAGCCCGACCCCUUCGACACCCUUACAUCCGACUUCCUUUACUCUACAUCAUCUCCCUGGCACACCACCCAGUCCCUGACCAGAGGGUCCUCUCUCCGGACUCCCCCCUCCGUUCUUCCGUCUUCCUCCAACACUCUCCCUUCAUCCUUCUCCCUGCAGACUUCCGUUCGCUCAGACCUGCAGGGACUCGAUUCGACCUCGUCCUCCUCCUCGCUCUCCACUCCGUCCCCAUUCGCCUCCUGCCUGCUCCCGCCUCCUCCGGUCCCGUCUCGAAGUCGUUCACAGGAGACACUGCGUGCCUCACCCAGCCCCUUCCCGAUUGACCCGCUUCCUGCCCGACCCAGCAGCACCAACCCCUUCACUGGCCCGGUGGUGCAGCAGCAGCAUCAACAGCGCCGCUCUGUCACACCGGACUUCAGCAUCCAGGGUCCGGCACUGAAACCUAACCUUCAGGGGACCGUGUCUGCUCUCACUCAGCCACUCAUCCCCACCCACGCUCCAACAUCAGCCCCUGCAGCUGCACCCACAGCCCAGCUCCCAAGGACCAUGUCCCUGUUUGGACCAUCAUCCACUCUUAAUCCUGCACCUGCUCCUCUCCUGCCCCUCAUCCCUGACCAAGCCCCUGUCCCCACCUUGCCUCUGGCACUGCCCUCUUCCAUCCCGCCUGCCCUCGCGCCUCGUCGUCAGCCGCCUCCUACAGGAGGGAAACCAACCAAGCAGUGGGUCACUUUCGAUGACGCAUCAGAUUUUCCACCUCCGACCAAAACACUGCAAGCCCCCAUCUUUUCCUCCAGUUCCCUAGUGUCCCAAACUCAGACUCAGCCUUCCCGCUCUGGGUUUGACUCAGAGCCGGACUGGUUAUCCUCAGCCCCUUCAGUAUUCCCAACCCUCCCUCCUCCCAUUCCGACUAGAACUGCAACCAGUAACCCAAAGCUCCCAGAAGGACCCAGUGAUGGCUGCUUCUUCCCCAGGGAGUCAACAGAAAGAUAGAAUCACCUUCAAUAUGUAAAGGGUUUAUCCAGAUAUGUAUAGAUCUAUGAUAAAUGUGUAUAUGUGUGUGUGCGUAUGUACAAAAGAGACAGUAUUUAAGAAGUAUAGACCAAUCCCCUUCUGAAAAGCCGGAAAAGGAUUUAUAUCUCGAGAAGUAACAUGAGAAGUGGAUGAGCCUAAAAGUGUGUUCUAACUUUACGACGGCGAUGUUUGCUUGUUCCCUGAUAUUAACAUUUAUUUUAAUAUGAAUCGUUCUGAUGUUUAUUUUUAUUUAUGGCAGCAAACAUGUGCCUGUGUCUACAGUAUAUAGUUAUAUAAAGUAUAUCUAUUCGCACAAAUCAUGUGUGUAACCACUUGUGCAAUAUCAAAACACGUCUGUACGGCCAUGCAGCUCUCUGCAUUCGUCUGCAAGGUUUCACCAAAAUCAGUGUUUCCUUCGCAUCUGCUACAUUCACUGACACACUGCGGUUCAUAUCCAUCAUUUUGACUGAUCUGUACAUCAGAGCGGGAUUCUCAGAGUAGAGGGUAAUCUAUCAGUUUAUAUGUAGUAGAAGGCUAUGCACUGUGGAUUUUACAUUUGCCCCCAAAUUUGCUGUUGUGUCCAGCAAGCUUUGUUUCUGUUCUUUUGUGUCUGAGGGGUGCAAAUUUAAAAGUAAAUGUGCGCUUGCUUUUAUCAUGAAUGUACUUUAUGUUGCACUGGGUUUUGUCAUUGCCUCGUUGCUGAUGCCACAGAGUGAACAACAACAACAGUAGCAACGAGUCAGUGUCUCAGUCAGGCAAUGUGUUUACUGCCGCAGCACUGAUGCUCUAUAAUAUCAUCUCAUCCACGUAAUAGUAAGACAGUUUUUUCUCUCUUUACUCAGUCCUCAUUCCUUGUCUACUGGCUGUUGCGCUUAGCUGAAUACAUUUUGUAGCUUUAUAUCAAAACUUAUACAUAGCAAUUAUGUAUAAAUGUAUGUUUUCAAUAUGGAAACUACUUGCUAAAUGUGCGUAUGUGUGUUUGUGAUGACCGUAUCAGUGGUUUGCACAAUGUAACUGAUAUGCACUGAAAUGCUGUAUGUGCUCUGUAGGUUGUAUUUUUGAUCAUAGCAGGGUGAGUAAAUUGAGAGCCUGCGGAUUGAAUAGAUGAGAGGGAUAUUUUUCGGUCUUUCCACCUCUGUAGUGUUUUGAUCCUUCUUGAUUUAUCCAAAGCAUCAAACCAUUCUAUUGUAAAUUCAGAGAAUGUGGUGUGUGCGUGCGUGUGCGUGUGUAUACUUCUGUUACUCUCCAAGUAUGAAGAUGAUGUGAUUUAGGUCUGUGGACAUGUCAGCCAGCACAUGACAUGCAUAAUAAUAAAAGGGCACUUUUUUUUUUUUACUUAAACUUUUGUUGAUCGCAAAAGUCAUGCUUUUUAAUUUCUGAGGACUUUACUCUAAAUAAUCUAUCGUUGAUACUGUGGUGAGAAGUAAUGUGUCGUGUUUGAGGUGCAUAAAUUGUCUGUUGUUGUAUUUCAAGGUAUUUGUGUUUGGAUGUGAGUGUGUUGGCAGUGGAAUACCAUUGAGCGAUAAUUACCCGAGCUUUUCCCUGAGGUAGUCUUCUCUUUUACAUACACACAGAGUAUUUGUUUACAGGUUUUGAACUAACAGCCACUGUAUUCACCCCCACAUGGCUGUAGCUGUGCGUCUCUGCUCUCCAGCCCACCUAAAGCUGUGGAGUGGUAUCACAAAUGUUAACAAUACAAGACAAAAUCCUUUUUUUCCCCCCCACAAAGCACCCACCACAACCUGAGGGAGAAUUUUGCAACACUAAUGGAAGAUUAUUCACCACUUUUGCUAAAAAUAGAACAAACCGUCCGUACUGCUCGGCCCCAAAUGCAUCACCAGAUAACCGUUUCCAGCUGACUUUUUGUUGUGUCUCUCUCAGGCGCACUGUGGGCCACAUGCCAGACGGAGCGGUGCGAUUUGUUGCGUCACCCACAGAUUGAAUUGUCAUGUAUUGGGUGUCAAACAUCAGCAUUUACAGACCCACCUGUGAUAUCUAACUUCCAUAGCUGUUUGCUCCAGUUGAGAGUAAUUGUUACAGAGCCUCGCUGAUUUUGUAACCAUUCAUGAGGUGUGUGUGUGUGUGGUGAUGUCAGAUGUGAUGUCAGUAUUUUUUCCUGUACUACCUACUUCACUCUUUCACUGCUAUCUAGUUGUUUUUUUUAAGGUCAGCAUCGAUGUUGACACUCAUGGUAAGCAAUAGUUUUGCAAAUACGGUCCUUGCUAAUCAGAUGUUGUUUCCCCUCAGCCUUCAGAAACUAUGUAACAGCAUGAAAUGUCAAGCAUUGUGGAUGGUUUACUGAGAAUAUAACAUCAGACACAUGAAAGUACCAGCUAAAUAACGCUUCUGCGCUAUGUUUGAACACUGUGUAAAAUAGUAAAAAUAAUCUUCAUUCACUGCACUGAAAGCAGUAGCUAUGUAAGCAAGUGUAUCAGGUUUGCCUUUACUUACAUGUGGUCAUCUCUAAAAUGCAUUUAUCGUGUUAUCCAGAUGUGUGCAUUAGAUGCUGUAUCUGCAUUACCAGUAGGUGACUAGCCAGCGCUUUGUGUCAUGUCAUGUUCAAGAUGAGAAUUUUUUUAGGAAACAAAGUGGCUCCUUUUGUGAGGUUGGUGUCCCUUUUUAAUGACUAUAAUCCAUAGUAAAUAAGAGUCUGUGUCGUUGAACAUAUUCUGUAUGUAUUAAAGAGAAAACAUGAAGCGGCAAUUCAUGUUAAUAUCCAACGUUCCAUAUUUUAAGUGCACAGCUGAUUGCACAUUUAUGUACGAAGCAGUUUAUGUUGUAUGUAUGCAAAAAUAAAUGUAAGUUGACCUGAA